This is a messenger RNA of Symbiodinium natans, 1572 nucleotides long. NCBI's taxonomy places the organism in Eukaryota, Dinophyceae, Suessiales, Symbiodiniaceae. The record is from the annotation of a GenBank genome assembly.
AUGGCGCCUCUGCAAGGUCUGUUGCUUGGGGUUUGGGUUUUGCUUAUCAAUACCAGUACGGGCCCUGCCCAGUCCAACACCAGUGAUGCCAGUGCUGCGACAAGCAUGACACUCAACGCUUCAAAGUGUUUGGACAUCUCCACGUGUGACGGCUGGCGUGGCUUGGAGGAUGGCAGAAGAACUGCGACGCAGCUCCUCCAGGCGCACGUCAGCAGAUUGAAGGGAAGGGGGCCAAGUGGAACAAGUGGUAGCCAGUUCAGCAUGUCGUCCUCGCCGAUGAUGCAAUCGCCUGAGAUCCAAGAAGUUUUUUACGUUGUGGCUGGGAUCCUCCUGUUGUGUUUCUUGCUGGUGCUGAAGUUCGCCAGUGUGGACCUCCUGGUGGGCAUCGCAACCUUCCUGGACCACUUCAUGACGACCGGCCUUUUGCCCUUCGCACCGACAGUGACGUCGAACUACCAGCUUAUUGCGGUGCUGCAAAGUUCCAAGAAUGUCGUGGCUUGCUUGCUGGUGCCUUUUGUUGGCAGGUUCAUCGAUCGGCGCGAAGCGAAGUCCGUGCAGCUUGGGAUGCUGUGUGCCAUGCUCUGCAGCCUAGGUUUUGCCCUGAAGAAGAACUACACCUUAUGGGUGGCGAUGCGCACCCUGAGUGGAUUCUCAACGGCAGCACUUCUUUGGGGGGGCUUUGCGUAUCUCAACCGAGUCUACGCCAGCGACCCGACCGCCCGUGUCAAGGCGGUGUCGACAGCAAUGGCUGGCGUUUAUGCCGGGGUGGUUGCCGGUCCACAAGUUGCUGGGAUAUUUGAUGACUCACGUCUGAUGUUUCUCCUCCUCUCGGGCGUGCAGAUGUCUACAUGGUUGACUCUUCGAUACCGAUUGCCAGAGCUGUCGCAGCUCCAAGAGCCGAUCCCGAAGCCGACUGAACCAGCAGCGACGGUUGACAUGCUGGAGCUGAUCGCGGACCCAGAAAUCAGAAAGCCAACCGUUGCCCUCUUUCUAGGCUUAGCCUUGGAGGGUGCAGUAACUGCCACAACUUGGGAGUACAUGACAAGCCUGGGAUAUGAUCACGUGAAGCAGAACCUGACAUGGCUGAUGGUGACAAUUCCGGGCGUCAUCGCUGUGAACCUUGUUCCCGUGCUUCGGUCGGUUGCAGACGGUCAGACGUUGCAGAUUUUAGCGCUUCUCUUCGGUGGGGCAAGUGCGCUGGUGUACUUCGGCACCCACUACAUGUUGCUGGCUCUCACCUUGCUUGGCACCAGCGGUGCGUCCGGCUUCUUAAAUGGAAAUGCAGCAGCUAUGUUGGCCGAUCGAAGCCAGGAGAAGUACCACGGCACGGGUCAGGUGUUCGUUCUGUCCACCACAGCAGACCAAGCCGCCUGGAUUGUCGGGCCCUUGGUAGGCAGCUCUUUGUGCCGAUACGCAGGCUUCGAAGUGAUGUGCCACGUCGUUGGCGCUUGCCUGGUGCUCUACGGCAUCCUCGUGUCGCGGCUUGGCGAAGGGCCGGAGGCGAAGCAGAAAACGACCUCGGCAUCUGAUCCUGAGCCGGGUGCGCCCGCCGAAGCCAAGAGAUCGCAGUGA